Molecule: messenger RNA, 2317 nt
Organism: Rhodofomes roseus
Lineage: Eukaryota; Fungi; Basidiomycota; Agaricomycetes; Polyporales; Fomitopsidaceae
Exons: 4
Coding region: 25-2298 (757 amino acids)
Source: RefSeq, a predicted model, not a curated record
CUUACGGAGAUCGUUGAUGUGUGGAUGCGGGACGUUGUGGAGGUGAUCAGAGAGCUUGUUGCGAACUCCGAGUUCAGCAGCUACUGUUCUUGGGCGCCGUAUCAGGAGGUCGAGGUUGAUGAGCAAGGAGUCGAGACCGGAGAACGCUUCUUCGAAGACAUGCCGUCAGCGGAAUGGUGGUGGGAGAUCCAGCGACAGCAACACCUCCCAGAGAAGGCUACUGUCGCCCCUGUCAUUUUGGCGUCCGACAAGACGCAGCUAACACCCUUCAGCGGGGAUAAACAAGCGUGGCCAGUCUACCUCACCAUCGGCAAUAUCGACCAGUCGGUUCGUCAAUCACCUUCGAAGCGGGCAAUGGUACUGCUCGGCUACCUGCCGGCAACCAAGCUACAGUGCUUCCCGAAGGCACAGCGUUCCCUGGAGGGUUAUCGCCUCUUCCACUACGCAAUGAGCUUGAUGCUCGACCCGCUGAUCGUGGCCGGGACCCGCGGCGAGAAGAUGCCUUGCUCGGAUGGCUGGGUCCGCGAGAUCUACCCCAUUCUCGCAGGGUACAUGGCCGACUACCCUGAACAAUGCCUUGUAGCGUGCUGUAAGGAGAAUCGAUGCCCUACCUGUCUCGUCAUGCCGAACGACCGGGGCGAGCUGGUCACUACGUGCUAUCGCGAUCCAGUGUCAACACUCGCGGCCCUUCAAAACCCUUCAAAUGACCGGGAUUCCCCUUACAUGCAGCAGGGGCUUCGCAACGUCCCAGAACCCUUCUGGGCGAAGCUCCCUCAUGCGAAUAUCUUCGGUUGUAUCACGCCGGACAUGCUCCAUCAGUUGCAUAAGGGUGUGUUCAAGGACCACUUCUUCAAAUGGUCGACGACAGGUGUCGAGUCGGAGAUCGAUGCUCGUUUCAUGCGCUAUCCGCCGUACAACAAUCUGCGUGUAUUCAUCAAAGAGCUCUCGGCCAUUUCGCAAUGGACAGGGAACGAGUACCGUCAAAUGGAGAAGACGUUCGUUGGAAUCCUUGCUGGAUGUCCCCAAGUCCCACGCCGUGUCGUUGCUGCCAUCCGAUCCCUCAUGGACUUCAUAUACCUCGCCCACUAUCCCAUCCAUUCGACUUCUUCGCUCGGGAACAUGCGCCGCGCACUUGAAGACCUGCAUCGACACAAGCAAGUCUUUGUGGAGCUUGGAUUACGAAUGGAUUUCAACAUACCUAAGGUCCACUGGCUCGAACACUAUGUCGUGAGCAUCAUCCGCGUCGGUUCAUGUGCCGGAUUCAGCACCGACAUUUCUGAACGUCUGCACAUCGAGUUUGCAAAGCUCGGUUAUCGUGCAAGCAGCCGCAAACAGUACGUCAAACAGAUGAUUGUUUGGCUUACCAGACGCGAAAAAAUGCGACGGCUCCAGUCGUACAUGCGGUGGGUCGAGCGCAAGACCGAGGAGCAAAUCGUGGCAGAGAUGAUUCAGGCUGCAGAGGGCGAUCAUGAUGCCGCCAAUCCAGACGACUCAGACGCAGAUGUUGACUCAUCUGAGUCGGAUGGGACAGCGGGCUCGGAUGACGAGGCAGGCGAGACGGAAGAAGCGAUGGAUCUUGUCGAGGAUACCUUGGUUAACACGCCGUUCGGGGCAUAUAGAAUCAGCAGGCUCCCAGGUGUAGGCGUCUUCUCGGGGCGUGACAUUGUACGCGCACUAGGCGCUGAGUCAUUCGAGGACGCAUUAUUGGCCUUCCUACGCAGACAACCCCUCUAUUCUCCAACCACGCCGCUGCAUCUACUCGACUAUCACUACCCGCUGUACAAGGAGUUUACUCGCACCCUCCCUUCUCUCCGUGAAAUCAAGAACGAUGAUUUCCGCGACCGUGUUCGGGCAAUUCCGCGGACAGCGCAGCUUCCUGCACGGUAUGACACCGUAUUGUACCUCGAGGAUGCAGACAUAGCAGCAAACAUCGGCGUGAAAGGCUACCGUAUUGGCCAGGUUCGAGCGAUCUUCGCUCUGCCACCUCAUCUUCAGCGGAUGCGGCUUAAUGCAACCCGUGCUGAUACCCACCUCGCAUAUGUCGAGCUUUUCACUCCAUUCCUCGACGAGCCAGAACGAUGGAGCAAGCUUUAUCAGGUCUCACGGUCAGUCCUUCGUGGACGCCGUCUUGCAACUGUGCUCCCACUGCAGCAAAUCUUUCGGAGCUGCCAUCUGCUACCGGAUCCCAAGGCGGAGGUGAUAGAGAGGGAUUGGACUUCGGAUACGGUAUUAGAGCUAUGUGAGGACUUUUUUCUCAACGAGUUUUGUGAUCACCACAUGUACGCCUUUGUCCAAUAAAUACCAUUAUAUCCGCCCU